This is a messenger RNA of Loa loa (African eye worm), 2830 nucleotides long. RefSeq lists its product as hypothetical. Gene Ontology annotation, biological process: vacuole fusion, non-autophagic; intracellular protein transport; endosomal transport. NCBI's taxonomy places the organism in Eukaryota, Metazoa, Nematoda, Chromadorea, Rhabditida, Onchocercidae. Gene Ontology annotation, cellular component: cytoplasm; endosome; HOPS complex. Gene Ontology annotation, molecular function: actin binding. The transcript is spliced from 21 exons. The record is from RefSeq and is a predicted model, not a curated record. Bases 89 to 2581 code for a protein of 830 amino acids.
UUUUAGGUCUCGAGAUUUUUCUAUGAACGCCAAGCACACUUCACCGAUUUCAUACAUUCUGCACUUUAUUCACCAGCAAACAGCCUAAAUGAAGUCUGAAAUAAGUGAUUGGAAAUAUCUUAAUCCUGUCAAAAUAAGGAGCAACACGUUAUUCCAGAACACACGUUAUGAUAUCAAUGACAAAUGUCUUUUUGCGUCAUCCCCUUAUGGAGGUUCUAUAGCGAUUGCGGUACCAGAUACUUCUUUUUGGAUUGUUACGAUAAAGACAAGCUCAGGAAAAAUACUUUCAACCAUCAGAGCUCACAAUGUGCAUUCCCUGUAUUGGACUCGUUGUCACAGACUUGUAAUCGUUAACAUUCGUGGCCGUGUUCUCGUUUACACUCCUCUUGGCAAGCUCAAAUAUCAGUUCAUAAUCGAUGAGGAGAUUACCGUUACUGAAACACGUAUAUAUCACGGAGGAAUGGGUAACACUGGUUUAGCAGUCAUUUCCGACAAUAAUAGGAUCUAUGCUGUCAACUCAGUUAUGGAAGCAGUCCCAUGGCGCAUUCCAGAUAUUGCAAAAGGAACUCACCCAUCUGCCUGGAAUGUACUUACUUCUCUACAAGUGACCGUUUUAUUUAUUAUUGGUAAUGCGUUCUAUGCAGGCGUGCAAGGGAUUUCACCACACCUUUUGGAUCUUUCAUGGAAGAUCGAUAAUGGCGAAUACGUAAAUAUUGUUCCAAACUGGGAUAGUUCUCGAAUGGCUCUACUUCAUUCGAGCUUUGUUGUUCAAAUUAUUGAUUCAGAUUUUUCACUUCUUUGUACUUUAUCUAUUUGUACCGUGGGUGAUUCGAUUAUAAGAUCUAGUCUUACAUGGUGUGGCAGUGAGGUAGUGGCUUUGAAACGUACUCAUCAGUCCUUAUAUCUAAUUUCCCUGUGCUCGGAGACGCAUAUAUAUGACUUCGAAAGUUCUGUGCAAAUUGAUAUGGAGCUUGAUGGUAUUAAAGUUUUCACUACAAAUGAAUUUACUCUUUUAUCGCAAGUACCAGAUGCAGUUGGUGAUGUACUGGGUGUCGCAUCACCGGAACCUGGGGCCAUUUUAUACGAAGCUUCUGAGAAACUCAUCGAAGGAACUUACGGUGUUUACGAGUAUAUAAACAUGAUUGAAGAUCAAAUGGAGAAGGCCAUACAGCAAUGUCUUUUCGCUGCAGCGCAUCAGUUUGAUACUAUUUUGCAAAAGAAAAUGCUGAGGGCGGCAUCACUUGGGAAAUCAUUGUUGCGGCGGCAGGACGCUUCACAGUUCGUUGACAUGUGUCGUGUUAUGAGGGUGCUGAACUUUUUGCGAAAGCCGUAUAUUGGAAUGGCAUUGUCAUUUGCGCAGUUAGAAGAGCUGAAAAUGAGUGCCCUGAUUGAUCGCCUUACAGAUUUGGGACAGUGGCCUUCAGCACUAUCCAUAAGCAGGUAUAUGAAGGUGCCCUGCAAAAAUGGAGUUCAUCGGAUAUUAGCUCAUUGGGCACUGAAGAAGAUUGAGAUGGCGAAAGCGGCAAAAGAAGCUGGGAAAAUACUUGAUUUUAAAGUCUUAUCAGAAAUGAUUGUCAGCAAAUUUACAAAUUACCCUGAAGUUAGCUUUGCAGAUGUUGCAAUGAAAGCUGCUAGUGCCAAUUUAAACGAAUUAGCUGAACUUUUGUUAGACAGAGAAACAUGUCUUAACAGACAGGUCGAAAUGCUUACGAAAUUGAAUAAAAUUGAUCGAGCUUUAGCAAAGGCUGCAAAAAGCCAGCAGCCGGAUCUUUUGCACUAUGUUCUAACUUAUUUGAAAAGAACACAGAAGAAGGAAGUCAUUGAUCACCUUGUGUUGAAAUUGCCACAGGCUCUUUGUCUCUAUCAGGAUUAUUUAAAGGAGGAAGCACCUCGUCAUCUUCUGGCAUUGUAUGUGCAGAAAGACGAUUUUGCCCGUCAGUCGUUGUACUAUUUGAAGGAAUCCGAAUCUACACCGUGGAAUCCUUUCGAUAAUAAGGAUAAAAUAGAAGGAUUGUUGAAAGCAGAAAUGAGCUUGAAUAAACUGAAAGAGCAUACGACAGCUCAGUUGGCUGCUGAAACAGCUGAAUUAUUUAGAGUAUGUGAAACUUUGGACGGAAAACCUGAUUUUAAUGAUGUUGACAGAACGAGUAUUAGAUGUGUUUACAUAUGGGCUGUGGGACAUCGAGAAGAUAAUUUGGCGGAACUACUCAGAAAGAAAUUUAAAUUAACUGAGAAAGCAUUAUACAUAUGGAAGAUUGAAAGCUAUGCUCGUAAUAAAUUAUGGCAUCAUCUUGAAAGCUUAUUCAGGUCCAGAAAGGUUCUCACAAGUUACAUGCCAUUUAUCGAAGCCUGUGCACGUUAUGGGAAUGAGCCUUUGUGUAGAUCAUUCAUCGAGAAACUUACAAAUCCCGUGGAAAUAGUCGAAAGCCUGCUAUUGUUGGAAAAGCCAGCUGAAGCUGCAAAUUAUGCUGCUGAGAAGAAAUUAUUUGUCGCACUUGAAAAAAUUUAUGCCCGAUAUCGAGGAAAUAAAGAAGUUGCUCCAGUUGUUACACAAAUUUUGAAUGCUACAAGGAAGGCCUGAAAUCAUUUCAGCAUUAUUGUUUCUGUGUUAUCAUCCACCAGUUUUGCCAGGGCUUUCAGUGCAGCAUUUUCCUUUGAUGGAUAAAACAUAUAUUGGACUUAGCUAAACAUGUUUUUGAAGCCGAAUCACGAGACUGCUGUUAAAUUUUUUUAAAAUUCAUUUACUGAUUACUUGUUAGUGGAACACCUGAAAAAUUAUGGGUCAUAAGUUCACAUGACGAAUUGGAAUAGAUUAAUAUUUAUGAAUAUG